Molecule: messenger RNA, 2052 nt
Organism: Sander lucioperca (pikeperch)
Lineage: Eukaryota; Metazoa; Chordata; Actinopteri; Perciformes; Percidae
Product: dual specificity protein kinase CLK4-like
Exons: 13
Coding region: 438-1709 (423 amino acids)
Biological process (GO): protein phosphorylation; regulation of RNA splicing
Cellular component (GO): nucleus
Molecular function (GO): protein tyrosine kinase activity; ATP binding
Source: RefSeq, a predicted model, not a curated record
CACUAUGUUUUCUCCUGCGGGAUGAAAGAAGAACCCCUGUUGGGUCAGGCCAGGGGUCGAGGCUAGAGCAGCUCCCCGUGUCCCUUUUCACUGCAGCUGGCUGAGGAUUUUACAACCUAGAAGUGCGCAGGAAUGUUCACGUCUUGGUUUUCUGUGGGACAUAAUGUUUUAUUGCACGGACGCCAUUUCUCUCUCUCCUUGUUUGGCAGCUAUGCAGUGUGGCAACAAGUGUUUGCAGAUUGGUAGGGAGAAGAUAAAGAAGAGGAGGGAAAGUUUCUUAAACAGACCAACAGGAGACCAAACAGCAGCAAGCCGGAGAGGAGGAGAAGCAGAGGACGUCACAGCUUCAAUUGGGAAGUCAGUAUUCACCAGACCUCCAAAGGCUGGAGCAGAGGGAGCACAUUGGGGUUACAGAGCACAGUGUGUAGAGCAGUACUAUGGGCAAGAAAGACAACGUAUACGGGUCUUGGAGCGAUGGUGAUGACCCCAAAACAGACGUUCAUGCUGACAGAAAGACUGGAAGAUUCAACCAGAGGACACCCGGCAGCUCCUUAGAAACUGGCAACUCGCCUGAAGACAACUCGCUCCAGCUUGAAUGUGCUUUUCCUGGUGACAUGGCUGUCACUGCUGAUGAUGAUGGAGUGAAGAAGAGUCACAUAGAAAAGAGCUGCGAGGACAACGAAGAGGGACACCUGGACUAUCACAUCGGUCUUGUGAUGAAAGAAAGAUAUGAGGUGGUAUCCACACUGGGAGUAGGAGCCUUUGGAAAGGUUGUGGAGUGUAUUGAUAGAGACAAAAAGGACCAUGUGGCUGUGAAGAUUGUGAGGAACAUUGAGUCUUUCCGUGAAGUAGCGAGGUCUGAGAUCGCAGUGCUGGAGGAGAUCAACAUCCUGGAUGAUGACAACAGAUUUGCCUGUGUGAGGAUGCUGAACUGGUUUGAGCAUAACGGUCACAUCUGCAUCGUGUUUGAGCUGCUCGGCCUCAGCACCUUUGAAUUUCUCCGACAGAACAAGUUCCUGCCGUUCAAUGUGGAGCAGAUCAGACAAAUGGCAUUCCAGAUCUUCAGAGCCGUCUGCUUCCUGCAUCGUAACAAACUGACCCACACAGACCUGAAGCCAGAGAACAUCCUGUUUGUCUGCGCUGACUAUGACCUGGAGUACAACGAUGUGAUGGAGUGUGAGGAGAGGAAACUGAGGAGUUUCGAUGUGAAAGUGGUGGAUUUUGGCACCGCAAAAUUUGACCACGAAGACCAUGAAUCCGAGGUAUCAACACGCCAUUACCGAGCUCCAGAGGUCAUACUGGAUCUGGGCUGGAACCAGUCUUGUGACGUUUGGAGUUUGGGCUGCGUCCUAAUGGAGUUUUACCUGGGACGUACACUCUUCCAGACCCAUGACAGUAAAGAACAUCUGGCCAUGAUGGAGAAAAUCCUGGGACCGAUUCCCCCCCACCUGCUGAAACAGACCAGAAAGCAGCAUUACGUGCACAACGGGCGUCUGAACUGGGACGAGCCGAGCUCCUCUGACGAAUACAUCUGGAAACACUGUAUACCUCUCAAGCAGUCCCUGCGCAAGAAGAGCGAAGAGGAGAGUCAGCUGUUUGACCUGAUCGGCUGCAUGUUGGAGUACGACGUCUAUAGACGGAUCACCCUGGAGGAGGCACUAUGGCACCCGUUCUUCAGCCCACUGAGGAUGCAGAAGCCGCGCAGCUAGCACACACAUAAACACACACACACACACACACACACACACACACACACACACACACACACACAUACAUAUUCAACAUAUGCCUCAGGCUGUUAAGCAAUGCAGUUACUAGACUGGGUUUGUAGUUCUGAGUUGAUGAGUUGAAAAUUUUCAGUUUCAUUUACAGUCAUAACAGUUCUACAGAGCAUUCCUGUCUACUUGAAAUCAAUUUGAAAACAUGCCGUCAUGAUCCGUUUGCAUGUCACUGUAAAGAAACUCAAGUGUAAUGCGGAGUAUUUUAUUGUGUUUUCCUUUAUUGAUUCUUAGUCAUUUUUGUCAGCAGUUUGUUAAUAAAUAUUUUACAUUU